CAGUGGCUGGGUGCAAUAGCUCUGCCGCUCUGCUGGGCGGCAUGGUCGCUUGCUCCUCAGCACUUCAUUGAAAUGCGUAGAUGCGAAUGCGAGUGCAGGCGGCAGCGGAGGUUCAUGCGCAUCAAGAAGGACCCGCAUCAAGAAGGAUCUCCGGGUCAGGAGAAUGUCUGCCCAAGCCGGCCCAAGGCCCAAAUCCUGAAGUCGCACCUAUGUGCCAUGUUUGCCAGGGGAGGUGCACACACCACGCGGCUGUUCGACGGAAAGUCCGACAGUGCGACGCAUUGUCUCACUCAUUUCCCCGGUUGCCACGCAAACGCACUCGCACAUGGUUAUUUGGAAACAAAAGUUCGCCUUGCAAUCCCCUUUCUUGAGUAACACAUACGCUCUGCGCCAGGGAAGGCGCGUGCUGCGUGGACGCGCCUCGCCGCCUCCCCUGCGCUCUGGCUCCGUGCCUGCCCGCCAGUGCCCGCCACAGACGUGCCCACCACCCUGCCUUGUGUCUGUGGCAGGUCCGACCACAAACGGCGCCGGGCUUGCUGCAGAAGAGACGAGUGUACCGAUACAAGGCUUCUGCGGCGCUCCGUGUCCACAACGAGUUUAUGAAUUCGCGCAACAUCCCUGCACGAGAUCGCGCCUUGACAUGCGUGCCGACAAAUCACACCCGUCUCGCGCUGAGCUUUACUGUGCAACCAUAUGUUGGCCUAAGCUUGUCAAACCCAGCCGCUCAUGGCAGCGUCAAAUCACAGUUCGGGGAUGCAGUCGCACCUACGCAAACAGAUACCCUGCCCGCUUGCAAUGAGCACCCAGGCAUCCAUGAAACCUGCAAACGUGUUCAAAUUCUUCAACGAUGGAACAUGGAGAAGAAUGAGUGCCUUACAUAAUAUCACUGAGAGACAGCUGCGGCUCUCUGACACUAUGCCGAGCCCCGCGAUGGCUCUGGCCCUGGUGGCCGUGCUUGCAGUUGCUUCGAGCGCCAGUGCGUCCACGCUGCUGCUGAAGGACGCGACGCUGAACAGCGUCAAGGGCUACGCCAACCUGAAGGCGUACCUGAAGAAUGCCACCGAGGUGACCACCGCGCUCACCGCUGCAAACCUGGCUGGCGCCACCGCCCUGGUGGUGGACGCGCGCUCGGACGCGGUCGCGGCCAUUGCCGCCUCCGUGGCUGCCAACGACAUGACUGGCUUCUACACCGCCGUCGGCACCUGGCUCAAGGACGGUGGCAACCUGAUUCUGGUGGAUGGCGGCGUGGGCGGUUGGCUGCCCGUCGUCAGCAAGCUUAUGGGCAAGGCGCAGAACUGCACCGGGGUGGAGUUUGACCAGCCCAAGAACACCUUCGCCCGCCGCGUCAGCAACGGACCCUUUGCCGAGAUUGACAGCUGGCGCAAAGUCCGCACCUCUGAGGUGGCCUCCGGCCUGAGGUGCGCUAAUGGCAACGGACGCACCGUCUUGUCCACCCGCCCCUUCCAGAACGCUGUGUCGGUUCUGCACGCCUGGGCGGUGGGCCGUGGCACCAUCAUCUACUUCGGAAACACCUUUGAGACCAAGACCGUGCGCACCCAGUUCACGGAUGUCCUGGACAUCGCUAUCGCCAUCAAGCCCAAGCCAGGCAAGACUCCCAAGCCCGCCCCUACGCCUGCGCCCAAGCCCGCCCCCACUCCCGCCCCCAAGCCCGCCCCUACCCCCGCCCCCACCCCCAAGCCCGCCCCCACUCCCGUCCCCGCCCCCAAGCCCGCGCCCACCCCUGCGCCCACCCCCGCCCCCAAGCCCGCGCCCACCCCCGCCCCCACUCCGGCGCCCACUCCGACGCCCGCGCCUGCCCCCAAGCCCGCGCCCAAGCCCGCCCCGGUGCCCUCUCCUGAGGAUGCCCCACCCCCCGUUGAGGCGCCCCCUCCCAUGGAGGAGGCUGCGCCUCCUCCGAAGAAGAAGAACGGCCAUUAAAUUUGAAGGCGCUAGGGCUAGGUCGGCUCCCGUGAUCCCGGACGCUCGCAGCUUCCCUUUUGGGGCUGCAAAGCAAGUUUAUUAUUGUUAUGUGUGUAUUCAUGGCCGUACGGGAACAGCAUAUAUUGUCUGGCGUAACUAACUGCCAUCGUGGCCUGAGCCCGAUGGGGGGAUUACACGCUAUAGCCUGGUACCGUCCGCCGCGACGGCGGGCUCGUUGGAAUGCGGUGUGCUGGUGUACCUUUGAAAUGAGAAGUCUGGAGCUCGGACUGCUGUGCUGAGAGGCCUUGGAAGGGAGCGAGUAUCAUAUGCGGCAGAGCAGCCCGCCCGUGCUAUCGGCUGCUGGCUCGGCACACGUGUGGCAGACUGACAGUCGGGAGAGGUAGGUGUCCCCUGCUGACAGUAGUGUUGCACACCACCCAGCCAUGGGCUGGCCCCAUAUAUAACUGGAUGGAUGGCCCCGCGCCGGCGGACUGUCCCAUCUUGUAAUGUCGCAUUCAU
This is a messenger RNA of Chlamydomonas reinhardtii, 2439 nucleotides long. RefSeq lists its product as uncharacterized. Bases 796 to 1938 code for a protein of 380 amino acids. The transcript is spliced from 9 exons. The record is from RefSeq and is a predicted model, not a curated record. Lineage: Eukaryota; Viridiplantae; Chlorophyta; Chlorophyceae; Chlamydomonadales; Chlamydomonadaceae.